AUGACAGGGUUCGAUGAGGAGUCGAAGGUAGCCAUCCCGAUCCAAAAUGGGCACAAUACAGCUGGAUUUGCCGGUGCAGGUGCUGGUGCAGGUGACGGAAUCAGUCCAAACGCCAUCGACUGGUACGGGCCCGACGACCCGGAAAACCCAUACAACUGGCCGCUGCGCAAGAAGUGGACAAUCACUGCCGUCGGGACCAUGGCAACGUUCACGACGAUUCUGAACGGGACCAUGAUCACCGUCGCCCACGCAGCCAUCAACGACGAGUUCCACGUCAGCGACGCCGAGUUUCCAAACUCGUACUGGCCCGUCACCAGCUGGGCUCUGGGCGGUGGGCUGUGCGGCCUGGUCGUGCUGCCUCUGAUGGAGGACUUUGGCGUGCGGCCGGCUUUCCUGACCACGUACGUCGUCUUCAUGUGCUUCAUCAUCCCGCAGGCCGUGGCGCACAAUUUCGCGACGCUGAUCGUCUCGCGCUUCUUCUCGGGAGGCUGCGUCUCGGUCCUCUCCAACACAGCCGCCGCCUUGAUCGGAAACAUCUGGGAGGGCGACCGCGCCCGCACCAUCCCCAUGAGCCUUUUCGUGACGCUCUACCUCGCUGGCAGCAGCAUGGGACCCGUGAUUGCUGGUGUCAUAUUCGAGAACCUGUCGUGGCGGUGGAUCUCGUACAUGCAACUGAUCUGGUACUGCGCCUUGUUCCCCAUCUACGUCUUCUUCUUCCAGGAGAGCCGGGGCACCAUCAUCCUCCAGAAGCGGGCCCUGAAACUGCAAAAGGCCUACGGCGUGCCGAUCCUCGGCCCUUACCAGGACGGGAAUCACUUAAGUCUGCCGCGCAAGUUGGUCCGGAGCACGAAACGACCCUUACGAAUGCUCUUGACCGAGCCCGUCCUCUUCGUCUUCACGCUCUGGUCGUCCUUCAUGUUGGGUACUGUCUACGUCUUUACCCAGUCUGUCGAGCAGGUCUUUUCGGGUCUGUACGGCUGGACGGCCUCGCAGGCCGGCUACGUCCAAGCAGCAGUGGUCAUUGGCGAGUUCGUCGGCUGGACUGGUGUUCUCAUCAAUGCCAAACUGUACUUUGCCUCUGUGUCCCGCAACACCGAAGUCCCGGGGACACCGAUCCCCGAAGCGCGGCUGUAUGUGAGCAUUGUGGGGAGUUUUGUCGGCGUGGCCGGCGGCAUGUUUGUCUACGGAUGGACAGCCACCCCCUCCUCGCCCUGGAUCGCCCCCGCCAUCGGCCUCGCCAUGGUCGGCUACGGCGUCAACGUCGUGGUUGUCGCCAUCGCCGACUACGUGGUCGACGCCUACGCCAAGUACGCCGGCAGCGCAUGCGCGGCCGUCGUUCUGGGCGAGAACCUCUUCUCAGCCUUCCUCCCCCUCGCCGCUCAGAGCAUGUACACGAACCUGGGAUUCCGCUGGGCCAGCAGUCUGCUGGGGUUUUUAGCCCUGCUGCUCUCCUUGGCGCCUGUGGGGAUUUUGGUCUGGGGUCGCAGAUUAAGGGAGCGCAGUCCGUUUAUGAAGGAGGCGAUUGUCUUGAGGAGGGAGUACUCGCGCACGAACUGA
Molecule: messenger RNA, 1557 nt
Organism: Fonsecaea multimorphosa CBS 102226
Lineage: Eukaryota; Fungi; Ascomycota; Eurotiomycetes; Chaetothyriales; Herpotrichiellaceae
Exons: 2
Coding region: 1-1557 (518 amino acids)
Biological process (GO): transmembrane transport
Molecular function (GO): transmembrane transporter activity
Source: RefSeq, a predicted model, not a curated record